Lagenorhynchus albirostris (white-beaked dolphin) is the source of this 2966-nucleotide messenger RNA. RefSeq names its product RAS like proto-oncogene A (gene RALA). Gene Ontology annotation, cellular component: plasma membrane. NCBI's taxonomy places the organism in Eukaryota, Metazoa, Chordata, Mammalia, Artiodactyla, Delphinidae. Bases 619 to 1128 code for a protein of 169 amino acids. The transcript has 5 exons. Gene Ontology annotation, biological process: regulation of exocytosis; Ras protein signal transduction. Gene Ontology annotation, molecular function: GDP binding; GTP binding; GTPase activity. The record is from RefSeq and is a predicted model, not a curated record.
AAACUCGGUGACACAACAUGGCUGCAAAUAAGCCGAAGGGUCAGAAUUCUUUGGCCUUACACAAAGUCAUCAUGGUAGGCAGUGGUGGUGUGGGCAAGUCUGCUCUGACCCUGCAGUUCAUGUAUGAUGAGAGUCAACAUUUGUAUACAACUUGAUUUAACAAGUCAAGAACCCAAGGUCCUUAAAAUUCUUAUGCUUUUAAAAAACAAAACAGGGACUUCCCUGGUGGCGCAGUGGUUAAGAAUCUGCCUGCCAGUGCAGGGGACGCAGGUUCGAGCCCUGGUCCAGGAAGAUCCCACAUGCCACGGAGCAACUGGGCCCGCGCGCCACAACUGCUGAGCCUGCGCUCUAGAGCCCGCGAGCCACAACUGCUGAGCCCACGUGCCACAAGUACUGAAGCCCGCACACCCAGAGCCCCUGCUCUGCAACAAGAGAAGCCACCGCAGUGAGAAGCCCGUGCAUCACAAUUAAGAGUAGCCCUCGCUCGCCGCAACUAGAGAAAGUCCGCGUGCAGCAGCAAAGACCCAAUGCAGCCAAAAAUUAAUUUUUUUAAAAAACCCUGGAAACAGUACCUGUUUUUGAGCAAUCUAACUGGCUUUUUUAUUUUUAGUGUUUUUAAUGUUUGUGGAGGACUACGAGCCUACCAAGGCCGACAGCUACCGGAAGAAGGUGGUGCUGGACGGGGAGGAAGUGCAGAUCGACAUCUUGGACACAGCCGGGCAGGAGGACUACGCCGCCAUCAGGGACAACUACUUCCGGAGCGGCGAGGGCUUCCUUUGUGUCUUCUCCAUUACGGAAAUGGAGUCCUUCGCGGCCACAGCCGACUUCAGGGAGCAGAUUUUAAGAGUAAAAGAAGAUGAGAAUGUUCCAUUUCUGCUCGUUGGAAACAAAUCAGAUUUGGAAGAUAAAAGGCAGGUUUCUGUAGAAGAGGCAAAAACCAGAGCCGAUCAGUGGAAUGUUAACUAUGUGGAAACAUCUGCUAAAACGCGAGCUAAUGUUGACAAGGUAUUUUUUGAUUUAAUGAGGGAAAUUCGAGCCAGAAAGAUGGAAGACAGCAAAGAAAAGAAUGGGAAAAAGAAGAGGAAAAGUUUAGCCAAGAGAAUAAGAGAAAGAUGCUGCAUUUUAUAAUCAAAGCCCAAACUCCUUUCUUAUCUUGACCAUACUAAGAAAUAUAAUUUAUAAGCUUUGCCACUGAAGGCUCAAUUGACUGUGAAAUUACUUUAACAUUUUGGAAAUUGUUAUGUGUCUCUAAAAGCAUGAAUUGGAACUGCACUGAGAGUCAAAUUCACUUAAAAAAGAAAUUAAUGUGGCUUCACCAAGAAGCAAAGUUCAACUUAUUUCGUAAUUGCCUACAUGUAUCACAGUCCUGAAUGUAGCGUGGGCACCUGUGUUUUGCUGGCAGUCUUUCUUGAACUAUUCAAGAGGUGAGAUGGGGGUGGGCAAUGGGAGGAAAGGCUACUUCCUCUGGUUUAUUAUAAAGCUUAAAUUUUAUAUCAUUUUAAAAUGUCUUGGUCUUCUACUGCCUUGACAGAUGACAAUUGUGAACAUGAUAGUUAAACUGUACCACUUUUUUUAACCAUUGUUAUGCAAAAUAUAGAAGAAAAAGUUACUGGCAUGAUUGUUGCAUAUAGUUCAAUUGAGAGUAAUUCAUCUGUGAAUCUGCAUUAAUUACCCGGUGAUUAACUUAGAAAAGUGGUGUAAACUUGUACAUGGAAAUUUUUUAAUAUGCCUUAAUUUAGAAACCUAAAGGUAACCCACUUACAUCAUUCUGGGUGUGUCCUCACUGUGCCGUGGGCCCAUUGCCCAUGUGUCCUGGUGAGAGAAUAUAUGUCAGGAUGGAGGACAACGUUUGUGUAGAAGAUUCUCGAGAAAUUACUUGUAGGAGUCUGUCCAAAUUUAAACUGUGUGCCAUACUCUGGUUCCUGCAAGUAAGGUUCCAGAGCUUCUUGAUUGCUUUUAACUAAGUGUAAGGUAGUUUAAAAUGAAGGCCCAGCGUCUACUUGUAAGAUAAUUUUAGACUAUGAGCAUUCAGUACCAGUUAUGUCUCAGUGAACCCUCUUUCUUUAAGAUGCUGGUCCCUGGAAAUCCCUUUCUGCAAGUGGUGAGCAUGUGUUAAGAUUUUGAUCUCCUUGGAGUGUAGAGCACAGGAAAAGCGUGGACAGUGCUAAUGCAUUUUGCACUAGAACACUUCAGAAGAGUCGUGCUCACCAUCUGGUAACUUCUAUAUUUGUAUUCCCGAGGUUACAGUUUGUACGGGAGUUACUGGGAUUAUUUGUAGGCUGUGUUCGUAAUGAAUAACACUGUCUCUACGUUUUCCUAAAGUUAACAUCGAACAACCAAACCCAAGGAUAGUGCAGAAAACAUGUCUGGCACCAAACAGUAGGCUGUUUCCCCACCGUAUGGCGUGCCCGCUGGAGGGCCAUGAUUUCAGUGGGAGAUUUACCACUGUCAGAUUUUUCUUUUCUUUGUAAUGGGACUAGGACAGUUUGAUUCAACAAAGUUUUCGUUUCUUUUUGCUCAGUCCUAAUUUCAGCAAGUCAAAGAUGUGUUCAGGCAUUCCAGGUGACAGAUGUGUACGUAAAGUUAACAAAAACAGGCUAUUUAGGAACUGAACUCUUUAGAUAUUACGUACGGCUUGUCAUAUUAAAUAUUUGUCCUUAAAGGGUUUGAGAUGUACAUCUUUCAUAUUUUUCAUAGGCUGUGCCAUGUGCAGAAUUAAAGUUACCAAUGUAAGCGCGGCCCCGUGGGCCCAGCAUCUCCGUGUGUACUUGUUGCAGUCUCAUUUAACCAGGGGUCCUAACCACUAACAUUGUGACUUUGCUUUGAGACCUUUCCUCUCCUGGGUACUGAGGUGCUAUGAAGCCAAACGACAAAGAUGCAUCACAUGUCUUAGGCUGAUGCCACUACCCGAUCGGUUUAUUUGCAAUUUGAGCCAUUUAAAGACCAAUAAACUUUCUUUUUUUAAA